Molecule: messenger RNA, 5084 nt
Organism: Bombus terrestris (buff-tailed bumblebee)
Lineage: Eukaryota; Metazoa; Arthropoda; Insecta; Hymenoptera; Apidae
Exons: 7
Coding region: 1-1500 (499 amino acids)
Source: RefSeq, a predicted model, not a curated record
AUGGAAACUGCAAAACUGGCGGGCCUGGCGAGUUGCGUUUCGACGGUGGUCGACGACGAAGAACAGGAGGAGCUGCGGUGCACAGGAAGCGACGUCGAGAUCGAGGAGUACACCGACACCGACGACUCGCCAUAUGUCGCUUAUCAGGUCACUGAUAAGCUGUUCGACACGGACAGGGUGGCCUGGCAAAAAUUCAGCUUCGUCGCAACCCUUCUGACCGUUGUCGUGUCCAUUACCUUUCUGAUUAUCACCUAUCCCCUUUAUCUCGAGAGCGUCAGCUACGUGUCCAACGCUUACACAGGACUUCUCUUCACUGCCUUCUGCUCUGCCUUCAUCCUGGGCAUAAUAUGCUUCAUCGCGGGAAGAGUAUCUCCACCACCCGCCCUGAUUCCAAACAGCAUGCGAAUCAAGAUCCCUCGUUGUGCUCUGCUCAAAAUCAGCCUCAUAUAUGCUCUCUCUGGCAUAGUGAUCACGCUUUGCUUGGACCGGGACAGGGUCCUCUGUCAUCUACAAGAUCCUAUAAAAGGCAUCACUCUUGUCUUUUCCCUGGUCUACUAUUUCUUCUUUUGUCGCAAAAUGAUGAGCUUGCAGAGGAUCUUCUCAAGCACUACGAUAAUUGUGGGUCUCUUCAUAAGCGUUGAUUAUGGCCUCUGUGAUCAAUUUCGAUGUAGAGGACAGGAAGUUUCGGGUCAUACCACAACUAUGAGAGGAUCUUGGGGCGUGAAGGCCAUUUGGACGUUCGUUUAUGUCGGUGCACUAGCCGCUUUCGCUAUGUUCUUCACUUUGCUCGAGGCCCAUUAUACCACUGAGCAACAAAAUAUGUGUCAAAUAAUGGCGAGCCAACAAAACUCUUUCCUCUAUACAGUAUCAAGAUUGGUAUCGUCACGAGACAUCCGUCGACGAGGUUCUGAAGAAGAGGGAGGCAGACUGCUCCACGUGACAGAUCCUGACCCUACCAUAAAACCAAAACAUAUUCCAAAACCUCCAAUCCUCGAAACUCUCUUCUACAUUCACUUAAUCGCGUUCUUCGCUAUUUUAUCGAUGUCCUGGAUCGACACGUUGCCAGGAAUAGGCAGAGGAUUAUCUCCAGCGGAGCUAUACCGCGUGGUGGAGCAUGGACUCACGUGUCACUUCAAAAACAGUGACAACUGCUCAAAUAUUUCUACUCGUGGCUGGAUCUUCUUAAUAGCGUAUAUCAUCUUCUCAAUUUCUGUACUGAACUUCUUGUCUAUAAGUGAGAGUGCUGUCUUCACUGUUGCUACCGCCACUGUGUCCCUUCCAUUGUCUGUAAUCUGGUGGAGCAUCUAUAAAAUGGAUGUACACGGCCGUUUCAUCACAUGGUCUCCCGGAGUGACGGGAGAGUUAAUCUGCGCUCUGUUGGGUCUUCCGGUGGUCCUUCUGGGCUUAGGUCUUCUUGUCAGAUCGCAUUUCCGUGACACUCAGCCCUGCUACUUGACGAUGCAACCACCUGACGUACAGUGCGAAUCUUCUCAAAGAUGAACAUCUUUCAGGAAACCAACUGGAGUCUUCGUAUUUAACUCUACAGCAUAAAAAAUCCAUAAUAAUCAUUCUACAAAUUUUUGUUUAAACGUAAAAAAAAAAAAGAAGAAGAAAUCGAACGUCAAUAUUUUAUAGAAAUUAAAGAUAUAGGGGUAAGAAGGAAAAAGAUGAUGCUUUGGGAGUAGCAUGUGCAAGAACACGUGUAGUGAGAGCUCUGCAAUCGACUGGGGGUAGUGACUUAAUUAACUUUUUAACUGUUGUAGCUCAAGGCCCAGUUAAGCAAGCUGCCAAAUAUAUUAUAGUAGUUGAAAACGACACGGUGAAGUCGUAAAAUUAAUCAAUGAUUAAACCUUACAACUUUUUGUGACACAACAAGUAAUUUGAGACGAAAUAGGGUCAUACGGACUUAGAACAGUUAGGCCAGUUCUACGUCAGUUCGGAACCGAUUCUUUCUUUGCACUAUGUUUGAAAAAGUUUCUCUUUUUUUAUCUAAUUAAUUAAUCCUGUGAAAGGAUUAAUCUUAAGUUUUGUUUUCUAUCAGUAUCACUACAUUUAUGGAUACUACAGAAACAAAUAUAGAAAACUGGUUUUACCGCCCCUGAUCGAUGGAGUGACCUCUUAAGCUGGAGAAAAGCUUUCUGUGCACAGUUGUGAUAAAGGAAGUGGCAUGGACCCGGGGAAAGCAAUAAUAUCGAUUAUCUCGUAUACGCGAAAUAAAGAAAAAAAGCGAAAGAGAAAGAGGAGGAGGAAGGAGAGAAGCGAUCAAUGUUUCCUAUGUAAUUUGCCAGCGAGAACAUCCGUCUAGUCACACAACGUUAUUGCCGAUUUAUAUUUUAUUUUGAUAAUGAGAAUAUUUAAUAUUUUCGAAACAAAGAACGUUCGAAUUAUACGUGUUGAGAAUAUAUGUGAAUAGGAGGUGUGCAUGCGUGUGUAUAUGUGAAUGAGUGUGUCAGAGAAAGAAACAAAAAAUACAGAAAAUAUUUUAUAAACUCAAAGUAUAAUAGCGUGUACUGGAUUAAAAGUUGCAUAUUAUUGAAAAGGACCUGCUUAGAGGUUAGGUUUCUCUGUUAUUCAUUGCCAUGUUUAAUGAAUCUAACAACAGAAAUUGAGAAUCUAAUGUCUCUGUUGAAAUAUCGAAGAAAAUAGAGCGGUUCAAUCUCUCUAUAAUAUUAACUCUCUAUAACUCUGACUCUAUAACUCUGUAACUGUAAACAGAAACAUGCCAAUUUGGCUUCUAAUAUGUUCCCAAGUCGCCAUAUUGGGAUUACAGCCAUUUUUUUAACAAAUAUGAAAGAAGACAAAAUGACAUGGUUGAAUCUUCACAGGUACACCUUUUUAGAUAAAAAAAACUUACAAACUUUGAUUUUAUAAAAUUUUUUGGGAUGUUAUAUUUGAAGUAUAGAGCUUUUACUGUCUGAUGGCAAAGCAAUUACUAGUUUAUCGCGAUUCUGUGAUCCUCCAUUUCCACUUCGUGCACACGCGAAUAUUUAGAUAAGUAUAUUUGCCAAAGAUAAGAGAAGAGGAAUGUUAAACGUCAGAUUUUUCAGUCUUAGAAGUAGAGUAUAAACGCGAGUGUGUGCGUACGCGUGAAAGCACGAUUUUACAUGAACAAAUAUGGCGCACGAACAAAUUCGAACUAGUCAUAGAAACUUACAUGAGACAUGUUUCUACUUAACAGAAUUUCCGAUCUCUUCAGCGCAAACUGUGCGAUCCUUUUUUAUAUUUUUACAAAAUUCAUUCACGUGGAUAAUCCUGUCGAUAUUCUUGACCAUUUUAAUUAUUUAUCGCAACUAUUUAUGCGAAAAUAAUUCUACGCUUUCAGUAUUGUUCUAUUAGUAUUCUGUGUACAGAGUGUUUCUAAAACAUCAAAUAAGUAGAUGAAUUAUCUUAGAUUAAAUGAAAUUUAAGAUGUCAUUUAGAAUUUUAAGCCUAUUAUUUUCAUCAAGUAUACAGUGACCAUGAAGACAAGUAGGACAAACAUAAUUUUAAAAGACAAUUAUUUUAGAAAUGCUUUGAACUGAUAAAUGCAUAUACUUAAUUAACAAAGUUUUAUGGUUGGAUUGUGGAUAUCAAUACACAUUCACAUUCUUAUGAAUGUAAAGUAAUGAAACCAAAAUGUAGAUUUUAUCUACGAAAUACUAUAAGAAGUACUUUACUUUGAAUAUUUUAUAUAAUAUACAUCCAGAAAAUUUUUGUGUCUUUUUCCAUAAAUGUAUAGGUAUCCACAGUCUGCUUAUGAUAGCUGUGUUAGCUCAACUUUUGUAGAAGAGCCUUCUUUUUCUACGUAUUUAGUACUUAGUAUGUAAGCACUGCAUUUUAUCUUAGACGAAUUAGGGUGAAUCGUUUCUCCAUGACUGUCAAUCCCGCUCCUCCUUCUCCUUGGACUGACACGCAGUCCCAAAAGCUGAUCAAAAACCGCUGUCCACAUGAAAUCAAAAAGAAAUGAGGAUGUGAUUGAAAGUGGCUGAAAGGAAAAUUGUAAAAUUCGUGCCAAAAUAUAAGAUACGGAGUUUUAGCCUGUAGCGACUGUAACGACUCGUGUAAACGAUAGCUAAUAAGUAUUUAUUAGAGCCGUACUGAGAAUAGCGUGACACACAUAGACAAGUACCGUGAAUUAAGUGUAGUUUGUUGUUGGCAGAUGUUGAGAUGGUAGAAAUGUAAGAGAAAGAGGAAUAUUCGUUGUUGGAAAUAUGUCAAUCAUAUUCUAUCGCAGAAGCUAUAUACGUCCACGACUUUUUUACACUGAUAAUAAGCGUUCCAAGUGUAAUUAUAUCAAGAUUGCAAGAAGAACAGGCUUUGAGAUGGUCUCUGAUUAUUAUUUCUAUUAUUAUUAUUAUUAUUAUUAUCAUUAUUUCUAUUUUAUUUAUUCUAUUAGUAUCAUAUUAAUAUUCUCAUAUUGCUGUAACUGAAUGAGAAUAAAACAUUGAAUAGCGUGAUUAGAUUUCAAUUGGUACCAUUGGAUUAUAGAUUAUAAUCCAACUAUUGUCGUUAUCUCUGAUCCAAUGAUGCUAGUUUUAGAAAUUGGAGAAGUUUAUCAGUGAAUUUUCAGUAAUAUAAUCUUCACUUUACAUUUUACGUAUAAUAUUUACUUGUUAAAGGAACUUGGAGUUAUUUUAUGGUAACUGAAGAUGAAUUUUGGCUAGACCUAUUAAGGUCUAUUCUUUCUGCAAUUCUGCUAUAGCUGCUACAAUAAUAAAAGACGAAAACGGAAGAAAAACAAUAACGAACGUACUACUACUAUAUUAUUAUUCUAUAGUCGCAACAUUUAAUCGUAUAUAUACGUAUAUAUAUAUAUUAAGAAGUAAAUCAUGUUAUACAAUUAACGGAAGACGCAAGAGGGAAGCCGAUUUCAAUUUGUAGCUUUCUUAAUCGACGAGACGUAAAUUGAAUUACAGACGCAGUUGCAUACAAAGAAAAUGAUUCUAAACUUUUUUAAAGAAAGCGCAAUUAACGAGUUAAUAAGUUACUCUGGUUCAACAAGGGAAAUAAAUUCGACAGAAGGGAAACUUGGUGAAUCGGAGAAGUUACGCUUAGAGAAGGUUACAAAGUCUAUUAAAGAAUAAAAAAGAAAUAAGAAGAAAAUU